Messenger RNA from Echinococcus granulosus, 564 nucleotides. RefSeq lists its product as hypothetical. Gene Ontology annotation, cellular component: ciliary transition zone; ciliary basal body. The coding region runs from base 1 to 564 and encodes 187 amino acids. The record is from RefSeq and is a predicted model, not a curated record. Gene Ontology annotation, biological process: cilium assembly. NCBI's taxonomy places the organism in Eukaryota, Metazoa, Platyhelminthes, Cestoda, Cyclophyllidea, Taeniidae. The transcript has 4 exons.
AUGUUUAAUUUGCAGACGAACAUAAAAGUUGAGACAGCAGCUCGCAAGAAGGAAGUCUCGCAGCUCAAACGUCUGGGUCGAGAGCCUCUUAGGGGGGCUGAAGAGCGCAUAAGCAUUGCAACACGGGAUGCCCUCCGCUCCGCAGACGCGCUGGAGCGACAUGUCAUCCAAUUUGAGGCAAAGAAACUCAAAGGCUUAAAGAAUAUCUUGACGGAUUUUGUGCACAUUGAGAUGUUGUGGCACGCCAAAGCGUUGGAAACACUAACAGAUGCUUUCAAUGUGGUUCAGUCGAUGCAAGAAGAGGUCGAUCUAGCCGAUUUUCGCAACACUCUCUUCCGUUCUGGCACUCUUAUUGGUCUUGACGGAGACCAUCUUCAGGCAAGUAUUCGUAUAUCCGCAAGGUAUUUGGAAUUAAGGCUCGCAAUCACUAUUAACUCUCAGGUCUCCUUUGAUCCGCCGAAGAGUCGUAGUGUUCCCGCGCUCAACUCCUCACCUUCCAACAUCCGCAAUCGCCAGGUGAAACAUCAGCAGGAGAACUUGGUGUGUUUUUUUUCCUAUCUUUAG